Etheostoma cragini (Arkansas darter) is the source of this 731-nucleotide messenger RNA. RefSeq names its product lysine-rich arabinogalactan protein 19-like. The record is from RefSeq and is a predicted model, not a curated record. The annotation marks the transcript as partial. Lineage: Eukaryota; Metazoa; Chordata; Actinopteri; Perciformes; Percidae. The transcript has a single exon.
GUGGAAGUUUCUAACACGAGGCAACCGGAUUUGAAACUUUUUGUCCACCUCGGAAGACAAGUUUGGGGAACAGAAAAGCAAAAUGGCAGACGGCGAGCACGUUUCCUCCACCACUCCUCUGUUCGGCGACGAGGUGCACCACUACCAGGCCGACCCGGACUACGAGCGGCCGGGCAAGCCCAAGCAGGACCUCUUCGGCGUGGAGGAUAUCGUGGACCUGGUCGGCGGGGCUCAGGACGCCCUGGACCGCCACUUGGCUGAAGCUAGUGCGCCACACCAGUUCCCGGAGUUCACGGAAGCUGGGUUCGCCCCGGAGCCGGUAACGGUACUGGACCCAGUCCACGUCACGGAGCCGGGACCGGUGUCGGUGGCAGAGGUGAAAGACCCCGAACCCGAGCCCGGGGUAGAGACUGCCAUCCCGGACUCGACCAGCUUCGCUUUUGUCCCGGACACCCCUGCUUUAAUUCCCCAAAAGCCUCAAGCCGUCGCCCCUAAAGUGGAACCCGAGAGUACGAAGAUCGACCCGGACCCGGAGCCGCGGGCUGCCGCUGCCCGUGAGCCAGGGUCCGUAGCCCCGGAGAGCGACGCCCUCCCCGCGGUCGAAUCCCGGAAAACAGCCCCAGCCCCCGCAGAGGCAUCAGAGCGACCUGCGGUGACAGAGGAACCACCGGCUCCGGCAUCUUGUGAGUCUAAACUACAAAAAAAAUCACCAUUUAUUAACACAGGAGCGA